Messenger RNA from Brassica oleracea var. oleracea, 2266 nucleotides. RefSeq names its product probable E3 ubiquitin-protein ligase ARI5. Gene Ontology annotation, molecular function: zinc ion binding; ubiquitin protein ligase activity; ubiquitin conjugating enzyme binding. Gene Ontology annotation, cellular component: ubiquitin ligase complex; cytoplasm. NCBI's taxonomy places the organism in Eukaryota, Viridiplantae, Streptophyta, Magnoliopsida, Brassicales, Brassicaceae. Bases 246 to 1913 code for a protein of 555 amino acids. Gene Ontology annotation, biological process: protein polyubiquitination; positive regulation of proteasomal ubiquitin-dependent protein catabolic process; ubiquitin-dependent protein catabolic process. The record is from RefSeq and is a predicted model, not a curated record. The transcript has 15 exons.
AUGUUGUUGUCGGGAGAGGUUUUGUCACGUUUUCCACUUGCUUUUUAUGAUCAAACGUUUCGUUAUCACAUCUACCACUCGGUUUCUGAAUCGCGAAGCCAGCGAUUCGGAAUCUCUCUCACUUUCCCUUGUGAGAUUCUCUCUUUCCUGUAAAGCAGGAACCUUUAUUGAGUGAAAGGGGUUUUGUCUGAUUCCUAUAAAGUUCAAGCCUUUAGGGAGAGAAAGAAGGGAAUUUAUCGCGGAUCAUGGAUUCAGAGGAUGACUUGCUCGGUGCCCACGAUAUGGAAUCGGGAGAGGAUGAUUUUUACAGCGGUGGUGGGUCUGAUGAUGAUUACAACGAAACCGAUGGUGAUGAGCCCGAUUACGGCUUCGUCGAGGAAGACGUGGAUGAUUCCGUCAUGAUCGCCUCUCAUCGCUCUCAGAUAAAUUAUGUUGUCCUCAAGGAAGAAGAUAUCCGCAGGCUUCAGAUGGAUGAUAUUGGAAGAGUUUCCAUGGUCCUUUCCAUAAGCGAGGCCGAAGCCAGCAUUUUGCUUCUUCACUAUCACUGGAGCGUGAGUAAAGUUCAUGAUGAAUGGUUCGCGGAUGAGGAGAGAGUUCGGAAAGCUGUUGGCAUAUUGGAGAGACCUGUUGUCUCCACCCUUGACGGUGGAGAACUUACAUGUGGAAUAUGCUUUGAACCCUUCCAACGUGAAGAAGUUGUAUCGCUUGCUUGUGGUCAUCCUUUCUGCUCUACCUGCUGGACUGGUUAUAUCAGCACAACCAUCAAUGAUGGCCCAGGAUGCUUGAUGCUAAAGUGUCCGGAGCCUUCUUGCCCUGCUGCUGUUGGUCAAGAUAUGUUUGAAAAAUUCGCUUCUAAGGAAGACAAGGAGAAGUACUAUAAAUAUUUUCUUAGGUCUUAUAUUGAAGACAACAGAAAGAUGAAGUGGUGUCCUGCCCCAGGAUGUGAGAAUGCAAUUGAGUUUACUGCCGGGACUAGUAAUUAUGAUGUUUCCUGCUCGUGUUCACGGAGUUUUUGCUGGAAUUGCACUGAAGAGGCUCACCGUCCUGUGGAUUGUCACACAGUAGCACAAUGGAUACGUAAGAACAGCGCGGAAUCUGAAAAUAUGAACUGGAUACUUGCAAAUUCAAAGCCUUGCCCGAAAUGUAAGCGGCCAAUUGAAAAGAAUCAUGGAUGCAUGCACAUGACAUGCACACCCCCUUGUAAAUAUGAGUUUUGUUGGCUUUGCCUUAAUGCAUGGACAGCUCACGGGGAAAGAACUGGUGGUUUUUAUGCCUGCAACCGGUAUGAGUCGGCUAAGCAAGAAGGACUGUAUGAUGAGGCUGAAAAGAGGAGAGAGAUGGCAAAAAAUUCACUCGAGAGAUACACUCAUUAUUAUGAACGUUGGGCAAGCAAUCAGACGUCGAGGCAAAAAGCUGUGGAGGAUCUGCAGAAAGCGCAAUUGGAGAAGCUUGAGAAGCUUAGUGACAUACAAUGCACUCCAGAAUCUCAGCUGAAGUUCAUCACAGAGGCGUGGCUUCAGAUCAUUGAAUGCAGACGUGUACUGAAAUGGACAUAUGCGUAUGGAUACUAUCUACCUGAUCACGAUAAGAAACAAUUUUUCGAGUACUUGCAAGGGGAGGCUGAGUCAGGUUUGGAGAGGCUCCACAAAUGCGUAGAGAAGGAACUGGAGGUGUUUUUGAAUGCUGAAGGCUCUUCAGAUAACUUCAAUCAUUUCCGGACAAAGUUAACUGGUUUGACCAGCAUAACGAAAACCUACUUUGAAAAUCUGGUGAAAGCUCUGGAGAAUGGUCUUGCUGAUGUGGAUACUACGCAAGGGGCUAGCAGCAAAUCAACAAGCUCUAAAUCUAGCAAGACAAAAGGCGGUGGGAAAGGUAAAGGAAGCUCCAAAAGUAAAAACUCAGAUGGAAAUUGAGAUCUCUCUCAGGUUCCAGUUACAAUCCCUCUCUAUAGUGUGCCAGCUCACUUGGAAGUAAAAGAAAAGACUUUUUAAGAGUUAGUUGAGCAAAAUUGGAGAAAGGAUUGGGGUUUGUUGCAGUAUUUUUACAGUAGCCUCCUCUGACUUUGAAGGCACACUAUUGCACACACAAGUGAACUGUCUUUCUCUGUCUUAUGAGUGUGCAAUAGUUUUAUUAUAAACUACCCUAAAUGUUGUAUAGUAUAAAAGAAUAUUCACAUUAUUGUUACGUUGGCUCUUUGAUUGACUUUAUUGGCUUUCUCUGCUAAUGCAAUGUCUAUGAACACCAACUGGAGUAUCUUUUGUCUGAA